AUGGGCCCCGUCGAGACUCCCGAAAGGAUCGACCGGCUGUGGGAGACGAUAGACACCCGGCGACAGGGCUCCGUGGACUAUAAUGGGUUGAAAAAGGGACUCAAGAAGAUGGACCAUCGUGAGUGGACCGUGUUCUGUUAUUCUUCCCUCAAAAAUGCCGAUUACAUGCUCCGCCAGGUGUUUAAAACGGUCGAUACAAGCGGGGAUGGUCGUAUACAAUAUAGCGAAUUUCGCGACUUCGUCUCUCAUGCGGACGAAGCAUUGUGGGAACUCUUUCAGAGCAUCGAUCGAGACCACAAUGGAGAGCUGGACAGAAAUGAGCUGAAAGAUGCAUUUUCAAAAGCAGGGAUCACGGUGUCGAGCUCUAUGCUGGAUGAGUUUCUAGAGCAGAUGGACCAAAACAAUGACGGGGUGAUCAGCUAUAAUGAAUGGAGGGAUUUCCUACUAUUCUUGCCCACUGAGACGGCCAGUUUACGCAACAUUCUGUCCUACUACAAAGCAACGGGAAAUCUAAACCCGGAGGGAGAUGUAGACAUCAACGAGACUCUGCAGGGUUUAGGUACUGACAUCCCGCUUCUCUACCAUUUCAUCCAUUCCCUGGCGAACAUGCUCUACUAUCUCUGUCAAGUUCCUGUCUCGACACUGGGCGCUGCUCCAUUCAACCUGGUGGCUGUUGCGUAUGCUGAGACGUCCAAUUCUGAGUCAGCAUCCGAUCAGGAAUUGCUCGUGUUUGACAGUGAUCUUGAACUGGAGGUGCUAUCUGUUCCUCAGACUGUCGCUAUGUGGCUGUCGGUGCACUCUUUUGAACUGAAGUUGACGGACAUCUUCCCUCACCUAGGUUAUUUCAUCGCGGGUGGAGUUGCUGGCGCCGUCUCACGAACAGCUACCGCGCCUCUCGACCGUCUGAAAGUCUAUCUCAUUGCCCGGACUAGUGUUCGCGAAGACGCUGUCCGUGCGGCUCGAAAGGGAGCUCCCCUGAGCGCCAUCAGCAGGGGUGCAAGGAGUUUAGUUGAUGCGACCAAGGAAUUAUGGCGUGCUGGGGGUAUUCGCAGUCUCUUUGCAGGGAAUGGGUUAAACGUGGUCAAAAUCAUGCCAGAGUCGGCCAUCAAAUUCGGUGCUUAUGAGUCUUCAAAACGUGCAUUCGCUCGCCUCGAGGGACACAAUGAUCCGAAGCAGAUACGACCUACAUCUCAAUUCCUAUCUGGUGGACUAGGCGGCAUGGUGGCACAGUGUUUUGUUUAUCCAGUUGAUACUUUAAAAUUUCGCAUGCAAUGUGAAGUCGUACAAGGCGGCAAGCAAGGAAACAAACUCAUUGCAGAAACUGCUCGAAAGAUGUGGCAAAGCACCGGUGGCUUUGCAUUCUUUCGUGGUCUGCCUUUGGGUCUCCUUGGCAUGUUUCCCUAUGCAGCUAUCGAUCUAUCUACGUUUGAGUAUCUUAAAGCACGACUGCUUGCUAGGAAAGCUCUCUUGAACAAGUGCCACGAAGAUGAUGUUCCCCUGAGCAACUUUGCAACAGGAGCCAUCGGCGCUUUUAGCGGCGCUUUAGGAGCCUCCUUUGUCUACCCACUCAACGUACUACGAACGCGACUACAAGCUCAGGGCACGGUUUUGCAUCCUGCCACUUAUGACGGAAUUUUUGACGUCGCUCGUACAACCUACCGUUCCGAGGGAUUUCGAGGAUUUUACAAGGGCAUUACUCCAAAUAUGUUGAAAGUUGCACCUGCUGUUUCGAUCAGUUAUGUUGUGUACGAAAACUCGAAACGAAUUCUCGGAUUGAAAUAA
Talaromyces proteolyticus is the source of this 1782-nucleotide messenger RNA. RefSeq names its product putative calcium dependent mitochondrial carrier protein. The transcript has 7 exons. The record is from RefSeq and is a predicted model, not a curated record. Gene Ontology annotation, biological process: transmembrane transport. Gene Ontology annotation, molecular function: calcium ion binding; ATP transmembrane transporter activity. NCBI's taxonomy places the organism in Eukaryota, Fungi, Ascomycota, Eurotiomycetes, Eurotiales, Trichocomaceae. The coding region runs from base 1 to 1782 and encodes 593 amino acids.